AAAUGUUUUUAUCAUAAAUCAGUAAAACUGGUUUCAUCUGCAAAUGAUCCGAAUCUUUUCUCUGAACUUUAAAGAUCAAAUGAAUCAGAAUAAAAGAACCGGUUCACACCUGAACCAGUUCUCAGACCCAUUAGAGCAUCUUUUGCUUCUAAGGUCUAGUCAAAGUACGGAGUGCCUCUGAUCUCUACGGCCCAUUCACACCACCAGAACCUCCGGGGUUCUGAUGAUCCGCAGGUUAAAACCGGCCCAGCAGAACCUCCUGUCCGCAGUCCAGCAUGGACGGAACCAGAGUGUCGGACUUCAGCAUCGAGCGCAUCCUCUCCCCGCAGCUGGGCCGGACACAGCCGGAACCGGCUCCGGACGGGUACCUGCGGGGCGGGUUCAGCCUGGAGGCAGCCGGGUCGCGGGCUCCUGGCCAGGUUCCGGUGGUCCCGGUCCCGGUGUUCUGGAUGUGCUUCGGAGAUGGGUUCUGUUCGUGCUCAGUCGCGUUCCAGCAGGCGGACAUCAGCUUCGGUCCAAACCCUCCAGGUGGGUCAGAACCUCCACUCCUCCGUUCUGGAUCAGAACCAAACUUUUAGAAACCAACUGUUCCGUGUUUGUCUCUGUUUGGACCGCAGGCGGUUCUGACGCGGCCCAGAGCGGGUCCAGACUGAAGGUUCGGAUGAGGACGGUGUUCACCGACAGCCAGAGCCGCCAGCUGGAGGCGCUGUUCCGGCUCACCGACUACCCGGCGGCGGAGGCCCGGGCCCCGCUGGCCCGCGGCGCCGGGCUGAGUGAGGAGACCGUCCGGGUUUGGUUUAAGAACCGCCGCGCCCGGAGGAAGAGGCAGCGCAGUGGGUCAAAGGUCAAAUCGCUGAGUCCGUCACUGAAUGCCGCAGCAGCGCCAUCAGAGAGGAAGACCUGCAGCUCCUGCCUGUGACCCCUGUGCUGCUGCUCAGCUGGUUCUGAUCCAGAGGCUCUGGGCCGGGUCACCAUGAGAUGUUUGAGGACAGUUUACUACUUUUCUUCCACAUAAUUUAU
Gambusia affinis (western mosquitofish) is the source of this 1020-nucleotide messenger RNA. RefSeq names its product dharma (gene dharma). NCBI's taxonomy places the organism in Eukaryota, Metazoa, Chordata, Actinopteri, Cyprinodontiformes, Poeciliidae. Gene Ontology annotation, cellular component: nucleus. Gene Ontology annotation, biological process: regulation of transcription by RNA polymerase II. Gene Ontology annotation, molecular function: DNA-binding transcription factor activity, RNA polymerase II-specific; RNA polymerase II cis-regulatory region sequence-specific DNA binding. The record is from RefSeq and is a predicted model, not a curated record. The transcript has 2 exons. Bases 224 to 919 code for a protein of 231 amino acids.